Molecule: messenger RNA, 1608 nt
Organism: Daldinia vernicosa
Lineage: Eukaryota; Fungi; Ascomycota; Sordariomycetes; Xylariales; Hypoxylaceae
Exons: 4
Coding region: 122-1447 (441 amino acids)
Source: RefSeq, a predicted model, not a curated record
ACAUUGCGCAUCUUUUUCCCUUUCUCUUGGCGCACAUUGCCAAUUAUAUUCCCAUGAAUUUCACUUUACUCCUUGCUUUACCAUUGUUACCCUUUGAGUUCAAGUGAACUCAGAAGAUAUUAUGGAGGCCUAUGGAAAUUCGUCCCUUAUCAAAGGGGCUCCGGGUGAAGAAUCACCCUUCAGUACUGGGUUUCAGGCAUUGCUCAGCGACGCGACUAGGACGACCAGCCCAACGUCGACUUCCUAUGGAGGACCUGAUCCCUCAUUCGCAUCCGCAGGAUUCAUCAUCGAUCUUGGGGGUAGCGGUCCCCGUGGUCGACCUGCGAUCGGUAGCGCAUCUGAAGAUGAUUGCAAGGUCAAGCAAGAGGGUCCUGGUCCGUCAUCAGAUAGCGCUACUGUCAUGGGGGGCACGUCUCAGAACGAUACCUCCAUACCUCUAGCCAAUACUGCACCCGGAGACAGUGCAAUGUCAUCUUUGGGUCUACCGGCCCGCCCUAUCGACGCCGGUAAUAUUGCCACCCCAGAGACUGUAUUGAAGCGCCCCAUCCUCUCUAGACCAAUCUUUGGUAUUGGCCGCGACGCUCCCGUCCCUCAAGGACCGCCCAACUUUGCCCACAAUCAGAGCGGUAGCCGAGGGAGUGUUGGGCCAGAGCAUGCGGGUAAUUUCCCUGCUGUAGAUGGUAAAUAUGUCACUCCCGCAAUGCUUCUGAGCCAAGAGUGCCAGAAACGACGAUUCAAUCCGCAGUUUACGGAAUGGCAUGAUCGCAAUGGCCGUUGCAAGUGCUCUGUCAGUCUCAAGGGGUUGAUAGUUUCCGAAAUGCGUGCAUACAACACGGCUUCCGAGGCAAAGGCGGCUAUUUCCAAGAAGGCUCUCAUAGAAGUUCGCAAGUUACCGUGCGAGGAUCCCGCAGAUAAACCUGCAGCGAUCCUUACGGAGGUUGUCAAGCAGGGCAUAUACAAAGAAGUGCCCGACUUCUUCGGGUUUGGUUCGGCGCAGACGGAGAACAAACCAAACCCUCAACAGCAUCGCAAUCAUCAGCAUAACCAAGUUGCCCCCUUCAUGCAGGAGCAUCGUGUCAGCCGUUACCAACCCCCUGGCAAUUUCCCCAAUGACCGUCACGACAACUACGAUCUUCAUGAUCAACAGAAUUUGCUGAUGAGUCAAGUUCAAUACCUGUUCGGUCACAUCAACGGACCUAGCAACAGGAUCGCAGAGGAUCCCCUGGCCUCUCGUGCCUUUCUAGAGGGCAUCGCCUUAGGUUCACGGCUAGGUCAGUCAACCAUACGUCACCCCGACACAUACACCUACGCCCCGCCCCCGGCUCCUCAGAGACUGAAUGCUCGGCCACAUGGUGAUGGUGGCCGCCGCCGGGAGCGAUCCCCUGUCAUAGGUCCCAGAUCCCAUCAUAAUCGAGUGAGAUCGCCACUUCGUCGCCGCAACCACUAAGAUGCCGACUAGCUCGCUGAUCGGCCUUGAAUAGAUAUUAUCCCGAUUGCAGAUCGCCCCAGGAUCAAGUUGCCUUUGCAUACAGCUUAUAGUUCUUUGUCGCGGAUUUUGCGAGGGGGGUUCUAGGUGAAGAACCACAAGAUUAUCAUAUUUCCUGAUAG